AUGGCAAUUGCAGCAGCACGCGAAUGGGAGAUCGCUCAAUGGACCAUUGAGAAAAAAGACCACCCGAGAGCACCGGGAACUCCCCAACUUGCAGCUUCGGUGAUACAGUCUGAUGCAGCCUGGGAAGCAACAUCAAACAAUGCGGGCCUUGCGUGGAUUUUAAAGACAGGGGAACAGAGUAUGACUGGGAUGAAAGGGGUCAGCUUCAUCUCCUCGGCUUUAAUUGCGGAAGGCUUGGCAAUGAGAGAAGCGAUGGCUGCGUGUAAACUCAAAGGACUGAGGGAAGUCCGCUUUGAAUCGGACUCGAGCCAACUGAUCACGGCGAUAAACCGGAACGAACCACCGCUGGAACUCUAUGGGAUUGUUCAAGACAUUGUUUGUAUGGCAAGGGAUUUCGAGAUCGCCAUUUUCUUUUGGAUUCCUAGAUUGAAGAAUGUUAAUGCAGAUUUGCUAGCUAAAAACGCGUUGAUUGUAUUUGGGCAGGAAGUGGCUGGGAUUUUUCUCCCCCCACCGAACUAA
Messenger RNA from Brassica napus (rape), 519 nucleotides. RefSeq lists its product as uncharacterized. The record is from RefSeq and is a predicted model, not a curated record. Gene Ontology annotation, molecular function: RNA-DNA hybrid ribonuclease activity; nucleic acid binding. The coding region runs from base 1 to 519 and encodes 172 amino acids. NCBI's taxonomy places the organism in Eukaryota, Viridiplantae, Streptophyta, Magnoliopsida, Brassicales, Brassicaceae. The transcript has a single exon.